AUGCUGUCUACCGCCCUGCAGAUCCUGGCGUUCGCCCUGGCGCUGCUGGGAACGGUCGGCGCCACGGUGGCCACGCUGCUGCCCAACUGGCAGGUGAGCAUCAAGGUGUGGUCCAGCAUGGUGGCCCCCAUGUGGCACACGCGGGGCCUGUGGAUGGACUGCGUGUGGUACGGGACCGGCGUCUUCAGCUGCACCACCAACAAGUCCCCGCUGGCGCUGCCCCCCUAUCUGCAGACCACCCGGGCCGCCAUGGUCCUGUCCUGCGCCGUGGCCGCCUUCGGGCUGUGCCUGGCCUCUCUAGGGCUCCGUUGCACCCGUUGGGGGGGCGGCCACCGAGCCAAGGGGCAGACGGCCGUGGCGGCCGGGGGCUGCUUCGUCCUGGCCGGCGCCCUGUGCCUGGGCCCCGCUUCCUGGUUCACCUCGGAGGUGGUGGCCGCCUUCAUGAGCGCCCACCUGCCCGACAGUAGCAAAUACCAGCCCGGGGGGGCGCUCUGCGUCACCUUCGUCUCCGCCGGCUUCCUCCUGGCGGCGGGGUUUAUCUUUUGUUUGUCCUGUCCGGGCGCGGGGUCCGCCCCGCCAGACUACCCGAGCCCCACUGAACCCGACAGAUUCGCGCUGGCCCAAGUGAACCGCUGCCGCCCGCAAAGCGAAAGUCACGUUGACACCGCCCGGGCCGAGGAGACGUACGCGUCCCCCUCCAAGCGGGCCCCCAAGGACGUGAAGGACAGUUACAGCCUGCAGGAAUAUGUUUAA
This is a messenger RNA of Phycodurus eques (leafy seadragon), 753 nucleotides long. RefSeq names its product claudin-20-like. Lineage: Eukaryota; Metazoa; Chordata; Actinopteri; Syngnathiformes; Syngnathidae. Gene Ontology annotation, biological process: bicellular tight junction assembly; cell adhesion. Gene Ontology annotation, molecular function: structural molecule activity. The record is from RefSeq and is a predicted model, not a curated record. The coding region runs from base 1 to 753 and encodes 250 amino acids. Gene Ontology annotation, cellular component: plasma membrane; bicellular tight junction. The transcript has a single exon.